UUGCAUUGAAAUCGAUCACUUUUCGAAUAGUUCGAAGAACUACUGAUAAAUCACGAUGAAGCUGCUCGUCAUUGCAUUGGUCGUUGUCGUGUCCUACGUGGUCGUUGCUGACCCAUGGCGUGGUUAUCGUCGUGGUUGUGGACCUCCACCACCACCUCCUCAACAACCGAUUAACGUUACCCAACUGCUGCAGGACAUCUGGCAAACCAUCACCAGCGCUAUAAAUCAGGCCCAGAAUUCGACGGCCUUGGGAAGCGCUGCUAACUCUACGGCUUCUGGGUCGAGCAACUCAUCAUCGGCUGCCAAUUCCACCAGCGAAGGACGUUAGGAAUAAAGUUCAUACGAAUGAUUAUUUUCUUCGAAUGAGAACACUUCCUGAUAGGGAUCAUGUGAAAUGGAAUAUUAUUGGUUGAAAUAUACACUGAAAUAUUGAUUGCAUCAAA
Molecule: messenger RNA, 443 nt
Organism: Armigeres subalbatus
Lineage: Eukaryota; Metazoa; Arthropoda; Insecta; Diptera; Culicidae
Exons: 1
Coding region: 56-328 (90 amino acids)
Source: RefSeq, a predicted model, not a curated record